AUGGGAAGUGAUUCAGGUAAUUCAAGGAACGAUGCGAGGGAAGAUGAUGGUGAUGAUAGCAAUGGCCGGGGCGAGCAGGCAAUUUAUAUCUUCAUCGUCGAGCGAGAUGGCACCUCGCUUCAUAUCAUCUUCAUUCACUUGCUGUCGGGGAGAAUUGAGGUCUGGUGGAGCUUGGCCCCCAAGUUGAGUCGGAGCGAGCUUGUCGCGAGAGAUCCGAUGUCUCGUCACCGUUUCAUCAGCGGAGGAGUUAAUAUUCAGCACUGCUGUGGAGAGAUGUUGAACACUAUCCUUCUUCCACUUUCUCAUCUUCUCAUUUGGCAAGAGGUCUUUCUAGACAGUUUAGAAACGGACCCUGACCCCAUGCUCUGCAGGGCAGAAAACCUAAAGGAAGCACUAGUGACCGGUAACGACCCGGGAUGGUGUUUGGCGAUCCAGAAACGAGUCCUGCAGAACCGUUUCGGCCCGCAGGAAUCCGGAAAGGAAUGGGAAUACGACCUGGGGGCCUUGGGGGCCGCAGCAGGCGAGGAUCGUCAUAGGAUCGACGAGUGGCCGUUAUUGAGGUUAUUUAUAGGCUUGGGGUGGUUUUACAGUGAGACGGCCCCCGACCGGUUCAUUAUGCGGUGCCAGAAGGGGAAGGAAGUGUACGGAAUCAAUUCCCGACCGUGA
Messenger RNA from Aspergillus niger, 666 nucleotides. RefSeq lists its product as uncharacterized. NCBI's taxonomy places the organism in Eukaryota, Fungi, Ascomycota, Eurotiomycetes, Eurotiales, Aspergillaceae. The transcript has 4 exons. The coding region runs from base 1 to 666 and encodes 221 amino acids. The record is from RefSeq and is a predicted model, not a curated record.